AUGGAUGACAAACAGGAAAAGGUUUUGAGCGAGAACUGGCGUGUACUCAGAAAAUGCCUAGAGCCAAAAAAGCUCUUACCUCACUUGGAGACAGUUUUAGACUACGAAGAUAAAGAGACAAUUAAAAACCAAACAAAUCGGACGGAUCAGAGCGACUUGCUGCUAGAUAUCCUACACAGGAGAGGACCAAGGGCAUUUGACUGCUUCGUGAAAGCGUUGCAAAAAGAAAAGACUCAGGAUUACUUAGCUCAUCUUUUAAAGAAGCAGAUAGGUAAUAACUCUAGCUCAUUGUCUUUAUUAUAGUUGCCACGGCAAUCUGGUGGUGGUCUAUAAGAGUGUAGACCAUGGAAAAUUGUGGUCGAUUUGUUUCCCCUGUACUUGAAUUAAUAUGUAAGGUCUUUCUUUCUGUAUGUUUUUGUAUUUCUUUUCUUUUCUUUUUUCUUAAGUAAUUUAAUAACGUCUUUAUUUAAAGUCUUGUCCUGCCUAGAUUAGCAUUAAAGUUAUUUGCAGGGCAUAAAGUAUUCUAAACUUUAUAUUUCUUUAAAUAAAUACAUUGUUGUUGUUUACAAAUAUAACAUUUAUUUUUCGCUAGUUGUUGCAAGGCGUCCUCCUCCAACUGCGCGAAGCGACGUUUUUCUGGUUGUUUUUCGUAUUUUUGCUCUACUUUGGCAGCUUCAUGCACCAGCUCACUCACAGAAAUUUCUCCCCAUAUGUUAAAAAUUGGUUCUUCUUUGUCCAUGUGGAGGAGUAAAAUUAUUUUUACAAAAAUAAAACAAAAACAAAACAACCGACACUGCGUGACAUGUUACGUAGUUGCCAUGGUCUAUACUCUCAUAGACUAUACCUCUCGACCAAUCAGCGCGCGAGGAUUCGCUCAGUUAUGGUAAAAAAACCUACGAACCAGAGCAAACGACUUGAAUGAUUUUUUUUAUUUCUUCUACAGAGAACAAGCGGCUCGAAAUCGAACAGGAAAAUUUGAAAAUCCAAACAGAACAACUAAAGACCAAAUUGCAGUCUUUUGAAGAGAACAAACGCUUACGUAAGUGGAAGAAAUCAGAAGCCGUUGAGCAGUUGACCCCUAAAACGUUUCACAACCAGAUGUGA
Porites lobata is the source of this 1104-nucleotide messenger RNA. The record is from the annotation of a GenBank genome assembly. NCBI's taxonomy places the organism in Eukaryota, Metazoa, Cnidaria, Anthozoa, Scleractinia, Poritidae.